Molecule: messenger RNA, 891 nt
Organism: Boeremia exigua
Lineage: Eukaryota; Fungi; Ascomycota; Dothideomycetes; Pleosporales; Didymellaceae
Exons: 1
Coding region: 1-891 (296 amino acids)
Molecular function (GO): oxidoreductase activity
Source: RefSeq, a predicted model, not a curated record
AUGACUGUCGCAAACUUCAUCCACAUCGACCCCGCAUCCUACACAGGAAAGCCCUGGUCCAAGGUCGACGGUCCCGGCCAAAACUUUGAGCGCAAGAGCCAUUCUCGAGAGGUCCACAAUCUGCGCGCCAGGGAACAUGAAUUUACCACAGACAACUCUGGCUUUGCCGUUUACACCUACCCUGCUAAGGAGAAGCUUUUUACCGACGAUGCCGUUGUGAGACACAGCUACUAUCAGGAAGUCGAGAAUCUUCUCCGCAGCAAGAUUCCCGGCAUCAAGAAAGUCCAUAUCUUUGACCACACCAUCCGCCGCAGAGUCAAGGGCUCCGCCCGCCAGCCCGUGCAACAGGUUCACGUCGAUCAGACCCCGGCCGCUGCCGAAGCCCGUGUCCGCCGGCACAUUCCUCAGCAAGAGGCCGAUGAACUUGUAAAAGGCCGUUACCAAAUUAUAAAUGUCUGGAGACCAAUUGAAAAUCCUGCGUCCGACCACCCUCUUGCUGUCAUCGACUGGCGGACCACUGCCCCUUCGGACUUUAUUGCCACUGAUCUGUUGUAUCCGCGACGAGAUUCGCAGGAUGCGGACGACGACGACCGUGGCAAGGAGGUUCUGCCAGAUCCGAGCAAGUACAACUCAACCGAGGGCUAUGAGGUCAAGGGCGAAACGAUGGGCGUGGCGCCGAACGACAACCACCGAUUCUACUACCAGAAGGAUAUGACACCAGAUGAAGUAUUACUCCUUAAGUGCUUCGAUUCAUAUGGUGAGGGCAUGCCGAACGGAAUACAAGGCAUUGCUGUUCGAACGCCACACACAGCGUUUGAUGACCCACAGACCCCCGAGCACGCACCAGGCAGGCAAAGUAUCGAAGUGAGGUGCUUGGUAUUUUACCAGUAG